AUGUCAGCUGUCAAUGAAACCAAAUUGAACCCUGACAUUUUCCUUCUCACCGGGAUGCCUGGGCAGGAAGACGUCCAUCUCUGGAUCUCUAUCCCCUUUUGCUUAGUGUAUUUUAUUUCAAUAGUAGGAAAUUCAGUCAUUCUAUUCAUUAUAAAAACAGAUCCAAGCCUCCAUGAGCCCAUGUACAUUUUCCUUUCCAUGUUGGCCGUCACAGACCUUGGCAUAUCGAUAACCACCAUACCGACGAUACUGGGCAUAUACUUGUUUAACUCUAGGGAGAUCAGCCUCAGUGCUUGUUUUACCCAGCUGUUCUUUAUCCACUUUCUUGCAAAAAUUGAAUCCUCCAUGCUCUUGAUGAUGGCCUUUGACCGUUUCAUUGCGAUCUGUAACCCACUGAGAUAUGCUUCAAUCUUAACCCUGCCGAGAAUAGCCAAGAUGGGGUUUUUGUUUGUGCUAAGAGGGGUGGCUGUAGCAUUACCAUUCCCCUUUCUCCUGAAACGGUUCCGAUACUGUCGAACCAACGUCCUCUCCCAUUCCUACUGCCUGCACCAGGACAUCAUGAAGUUGGCUUGUACAGACAUCACAGUCAAUAACAUCUAUGGCUUAUUUAUUACACUCAUAACGGUGUGGUUGGACUCGCUGCUCAUCUUCCUCUCUUAUGUGAUGAUCCUCAAAGCAGUGCUGAGCAUCACAUCCCACACGGAGUGCCUCAGGGCCUUGAACACCUGCAUCUCCCACCUCUGUGCUGUCCUGGUCUUCUACAUGCCAGAGUUCAGCCUGACUGUCAUACACAGAUUCUGGAAGAGCUCUUCUCCCUUGCUUCAAAUUCUCCUCGGCUACAUCUACCUACUGGGCCCACCCCUGAUUAAUCCAAUUGUGUACAGCAUGAAAAGCAAACACCUUCGUGCGAGGAUAAUCAAGGUGUUUGUUAAAUGA
This is a messenger RNA of Mauremys reevesii (Reeves's turtle), 936 nucleotides long. Its product is annotated as olfactory receptor 51G2-like. Gene Ontology annotation, molecular function: G protein-coupled receptor activity; olfactory receptor activity. The record is from RefSeq and is a predicted model, not a curated record. Gene Ontology annotation, cellular component: membrane. The transcript has a single exon. The coding region runs from base 1 to 936 and encodes 311 amino acids. Gene Ontology annotation, biological process: G protein-coupled receptor signaling pathway. NCBI's taxonomy places the organism in Eukaryota, Metazoa, Chordata, Testudines, Geoemydidae.